UUCAGAUUCCAAAUUUUUCCAUAGAAAAAGGGCUCAUCUUCUCACCACAUGCCCAGUUGUCUACUCGCACCUCCACCAAACACCCAGUGGUCAAACUCCACGGACACCGCCAAACAAGUCAGAGCCAGGUUGACUUUCUCAUCACAACCACAAAUAGUAUGCUGAAUCUACGGCUUCCAGCACCACCUCCAUUUAAUAUUGUAUCCCGCGCAGCGCAGGAUCUGGAAGAAAACUUUACUCUACUCUCCUCUACUUCUGUGCAUACACACCUCCAAUUGUAUGGAAACUUCUCAGUUUCAGAUCUUUGAAUGAACCCUUUUCAGUUUCUCAACCCACAUUCAAUUCUCUUCAACUUCUACCUGUUUUCUGCCACAAAAUUUUCCCUUUUUCUUUCAAGAAAACACAAAAGAAAAAGACAUUCUUUUCACUGUUAUAUUCUUGCAAUUUUUCGUUGCAAGUUUUUCAUGUACAACUACCAAGUUGCACACUAGGCAAAAGGUGAGCCACUUUAUAGCAAAGUCAUAGUCUAUUCAUUUCGCGCAAUUAUCAGAACUUUUUGUAUUCUGGGCUAUCCAAGAUCACUUAUUCUUGCUUUAUGGGAUGUUCCGUUGAGAUACAAGCUACCCUUGUUCUGUUGUGGUUGUUGAUGCUUUUCUCUUCAUUUUCUUGAAGUUGCUCGUCUUGAUCACCUUCCAGUACUCAAGAUUUUGACCAACUCUGAGUGUGUUCUUGAUUUUCAGAGGAAUGGGGAAUUCAUGGGUUCAGUUCGGUUUCUUGUUUUCUGCUUCCUUUUUACUUGUAACUUGUCCGUUUUCCUAUGCUCAACUAGCUCCGACAGAGAGCAGAAUACUGUUUCAAGUUCAGCAGCUUCUUGAAUAUCCACCAGCUCUUCAGGCCUGGAACAAUUGGACCAACUUCUGUUUUCUGCCUCCAACUCCUUCUCUUACAGUAGUCUGUUCAGGUAAUCACAUCACUGAGUUAACCAUAGUAGGAAACAAGAGCUCCCUUUCUGACAUUCCCAAGCUGUCUGCCUCAAACUUUGCUGUUUCUCAGCACACGCUCUCUGAUAGAUUCUCACUUGAUUCAUUCUUCACUGUUUUAACUAAGCUUUCAAGUCUGCAGAAGUUGUCAUUAGUUUCUUUAGGAUUAUGGGGUCCGUUGCCGGGGAAAAUCAACAGGUUUAGGUCGCUUCAGGUGUUGAAUGUCAGCUUCAACUUCAUCUACGGUGAAAUCCCAGAAUCAGUAUCAACUUACCAGAGUUUAAGAAGUCUUGUGCUGAGUGAUAAUCUGUUCAAUGGAAGUAUUCCAGAUCUAAGUGGCUUAUCAGUUCUUGAAGAGCUGGAUUUGAGUAACAACUAUUUGGGGGAUAAGUUUCCAUCCUUGGGCAGAAAUCUUGUGCGUGUCUCUCUUGGGAACAAUUCUUUGAGAUCUGAAAUCCCACAAGAUUUAAAGAAGUUGAACAGGCUCCAAGUGCUCGACGUUUCGUCCAACAAGCUCGUUGGACCAAUCCCGUCUUUCUUGUUCUCGUUGCCAUCGAUUCGUCGCAUUAGUCUUGCCAAGAAUCAGUUGAACGGAGCACUUCCACUGAACAUUUCAUGCAAUGGAAAUCUUACGUUUGUCGACAUUUCAAACAACCUUUUGAUAGGAAAGUUGCCUUCUUGCCUUGCAUCGAAUGUGGGAAAAAGGACGGUUGUAAUUAUGUGGAACUGUCUGUCGAAUACAACCUCAAAGUAUCAGAGAUCCUAUUCUUUCUGUCAGAAAGAAGCAUUAGCUGUUAAGCCACCUGCAAGAAACCCGGAGGAGCAAUCAACUUUGAAACUUGGCAUUGUACUUGGCAUUAUAGGGGGCAUUGUGGCAAUACUAGGUCUGUUGGGGUUGUUGAUUCUUGUUAUAUUUAGAAGGGUACAAAGGAGAAGGGGCAGUGUGUACAAAUGUGACAGCUUUGUGAUUGAAAAAAAUCCCAGUCGCGGCUCUCCAAUUGGAAGGCAUGUGCCACAGCCGAUGAGGAUGACUUCUUUUGGACUGCCACCGUAUAGUGUGUUCACACUGGAGGAAAUGGAAGAUGCAACAGACAACUUUGAUCCGUCUAAUCUAGUGGGAGAAGGAUCACAGGGUCAGCUCUACAAAGGUUGGCUUAGAGAUGGCUCAGUGGUCCUAGUAAAAUGUCUGAAACUAAAACAGAAGCGUUCACCUCAAGCUCUGCAGCAGCACAUGGAAGUAAUAUCAAAGCUGAGGCACCGGCAUUUGGUCAGCGUCCUCGGUCACUGCAUUGUCACGUACCAGGAUCAUCCAAGCACAGCUAGCACGGUCUUUGUCGUCCUUGAAAAUAUUUCCAAUGGCUCGUUAAAAGAUCACCUUAUCGAUUGGAGAAAGAGGGACGUCCUGAAAUGGCCACAAAGAAUGGCGAUCACUAUGGGCAUAGCGAGGGGUAUUCAGUACUUGCAUACUGGAGGAGUCCUUGGAAAUGACCUGAAAAUCGACAACGUUCUCUUGGACGAGAGCCUCACUGCAAAAAUAAGCAGCUACAACAUAAAUUUACCGUCUAAGGUCGGGGCAGAAAGCCCACUUAAUGGACAAGACACCGCAAAUCACCCAAACAGUGAAAAUCCAGAAAAGGAAGACAUUUACAGGCUGGGAGUAAUUCUAGUUGAAGUUAUCACCGGCAGACCUAUAAGCUCUCAAAGUGAAAUAGAUGACCUCAAGUUUCAGCUGGAGAGGAGCUUAGCAGAAUCACCAUCAAAAUUACGGGACAUGAUCGAUCCAUCUAUGCGUGGAACAUUUGCUUACGAGUCGCUGAAGACGGUAGUUCAGAUAACCAUAAACUGCUUGUGCAGAGAUCCGAUGGGCCGACCAACGGUGGAGGAUGUGCUGUGGCAUAUGCAGUACUCAGUUCAGGUUCAAGAAGGAUGGAGUAGCAGUGGAAACCUCAGUGGAAAUCUUAGUGGAAACCUUAGUAACAAGUUCUAAUAAUUCUGUUUCUCUGUUUGUUGCAUCAAAUUCUGGUCCUUUUCUAUGUAGAAAUCAUAGUAUGUUUCCAACCUUCCACUAAAUUAAGAUUUGUAUCUAGCAAAGUUGAUGAAAAUCUUGUAACUAGUUUGAGUUCUUCCCCAUGAAAACAGUAAAUCAUACUUCAAAGAACAGCUCAUGCUAGUUGUAAUAAAUUUUCACCUAAG
Molecule: messenger RNA, 3173 nt
Organism: Sesamum indicum (sesame)
Lineage: Eukaryota; Viridiplantae; Streptophyta; Magnoliopsida; Lamiales; Pedaliaceae
Product: Leucine-rich repeat protein kinase family protein
Biological process (GO): protein phosphorylation
Molecular function (GO): protein binding; protein kinase activity; ATP binding
Source: RefSeq, a predicted model, not a curated record